CAGUGGGUUGGCAGCACUGCCUCAUAUAUUUAACCUUAAACUUUGUGGUACCAAAUAAUGUGUUAAUGCAAGUCUAGUUAGAAAUUACUGAAUAUUUACGGGAAGUGAAGUAAAGUUUUGUUUAUAAGGAAUAAUUUAAUUGAAACAGCUAUGGGUUAUCCAGAAUUCUCCGGCGGUGAUAGAAGAAGUGGUGGUUUUGGCAGAGGCGGCGGCGGCCGUGGGGGCCGAGGUAGAGGAGGAGGAGGAGGAGGUGAUGAUAGAAGAAGUGGUGGCUUCGGCAGAGGAGGUGGCCGAGGAGGCAGGGGUGGAGGAGACCGAAGAAGUGGUGGCUUCGGCAGAGGAGGUGGAGGUAGAGGAGGCGGCGGCGGAAGGCCUAGUUUUGGUAGAGGUGGUGGAGGAGGUAGAGGAGGUGGACGUGGUGGUUUCAAGGGAGGAAACGCAAUUAGCAUUGAGCCUCACAGACACGCAGGAAUAUUCAUAGCAAGAGGCAAAGAGGAUGGUCUAUUAACCUUGAACUUGGCACCUGGUUCUGAAGUAUACGGAGAAAAGAAGGUUAACGUUGAAAAGGAUGGACAGAAAAUCGAAUACAGAGUAUGGAAUCCAUUCAGGAGCAAAUUAGCAGCAGCUAUUCUAGGAGGUAUCGAUGAAGUUUACAUACAACCAGGCAGUAAAAUCCUUUAUUUAGGGGCUUCCUCAGGAACGACUGUAUCACAUGUAUCUGACAUCGUUGGACCAGAAGGUUUGGUCUAUGCUGUAGAAUUUUCACAUCGAUCAGGAAGAGAUCUCCUCAACGUCGCUAAAAAAAGGACAAACAUAAUUCCCAUAAUCGAAGACGCAAGGCAUCCUCACAAAUACAGGAUGUUGGUAGGAAUAGUAGAUACAAUAUUUGCCGAUGUAGCUCAACCUGAUCAAUCCAGAAUUGUCGCUUUGAAUGCUCAACAUUUCUUGAAGAUUGGAGGUCACUUUUUGGUAUCUAUCAAAGCAAGCUGCGUUGAUUCCACAGCUCCAGCAGAACAAAUAUUCGCAUCGGAAGUGAAAAAAUUGGCUGCCGACAAUUUGAAACCGAAAGAACAGCUCACCUUGGAACCUUACGAGAAGGAUCAUUGUGUCAUCAUUGGAACCUACAGGCCUCAAUAAACCCCGCACUGAUUUUUUAAAACUUUAAGUUGUUUCAUUAAAAAACUCUUUUAAUCCUCCCCCAGAUUUUCUUGAUUUGUCUCCAUUGAAAUCAAGUUGUAUGUAUUAUAUAUUAGUUCUUCCAUGAUUGACUUGAAAUUGCUAAAUCUUUUGUUGACAAUUUAAACAAAAUUCUUGUGUUGAUAUUUUGUUGAAUAAAAAAUAAGAAAAUCAUAGAUCUUUGUUCUAUGUCCUAUUAGUAGCUAAGAAAUAAUAGUAAGUGACUAUCAGUCAACAGGAAAUAAAUAUAAGAAUAGAUUUCCCAGUAGAUUGUAUGUAUUAUAUAUUUUAUAUGUUUAAUAAAUGAAUAAUAAUUGAGAA
Messenger RNA from Harmonia axyridis, 1497 nucleotides. RefSeq names its product rRNA 2'-O-methyltransferase fibrillarin-like. The record is from RefSeq and is a predicted model, not a curated record. The coding region runs from base 151 to 1137 and encodes 328 amino acids. Gene Ontology annotation, biological process: box C/D sno(s)RNA 3'-end processing; rRNA methylation. Gene Ontology annotation, cellular component: nucleolus; Cajal body; small-subunit processome. Lineage: Eukaryota; Metazoa; Arthropoda; Insecta; Coleoptera; Coccinellidae. Gene Ontology annotation, molecular function: histone H2AQ104 methyltransferase activity; RNA binding; rRNA methyltransferase activity. The transcript has 4 exons.